CAACUUAUGGUGUCGCACGUGUUAAUGCCCAACUCACAAACCAAACGGGGAAAUGCAAAUUCACAAUAACAAGAAAAACCAAAUCAUCGCACAAACACAAUAGAACAACAAGUAUUAUUUUUUCGAUGAGAUGAACAACAACAACAACAACUAAAACAACGUUCUAUUCCUCUUCUCUUCUCUUCAUUCAUUCCUUCAUUCUCUUCUUCUUUCAACAUUCUUUCAUUCCAACUCACACAACCUACCACAAUUCGAACAUUCUAGAAUUCUCCAAAACCCGACACCCUCCAACUUUCUUUUUUUUCGAACCUUAACCAGAGCUAGGGUUUCGAUUUUAUUCACCAAGUGCGGGCAGUUGAAAUUUUUCUCUUAAAUCCCAAAAAUUUCUUAAUGCAGGAAAAAGUUCUGGUGUGCCCAAAGGACAGCCUUGACACAUUGAGAAAGCUUAUGUGAAACAAUAUGACUCUUGAAGACUUCUUUACGUUGACUGAGAUGAAAGAUGGGCUCACAGCCCCUUCUCGAGUGCAGGAGUUGGUCUCUGUAAUGAAGAAGGAGCAAGACAGUGUUGUGAAGAACACUGGUGAUGCAAUGAGACAGUGGGCUGCUGUUGCAAGCACUAUUGCUGCUACAGAGAAUAAAGACUGCCUCGACCUUUUUAUUCAAUUAGAUGGACUUUGGUUCAUCAAUAGAUGGCUAAAUGAUGCUCAAAAAUUUGGUACUGAUUCAAAUGAUGGCUUCAUGGAAGAGUCAAUUACUGCAAUGUUACGAGCAGUUGAAAAGCUAUAUCUAGACAAUGAGAAGUCAAUUUCAUCCGGAGUUUGGGCAACUAUAAGUAACCUUCUUGGUCAUCACAGCUCUAAGGUUCAAGAUAGUGCAAGAGUACUAUUUGACAAGUGGAAAGGUGUUGGAAAUGGAGAUACUGAAUCUCACGAUAUGGAUACUGGUCAAACAAACAAUAUGAGUGAGAAUCUCAGGGAGGAAGGCCAGUUAUCUUCAGUGAAUGAGGCUAGUAAUGACAAUGAUCGUGUCUUGCGACUUGUAGGAGGGGAGAAGUCUAUAUUGAGAAGCUUAGAAACUCAAGUACCAGAUAAGGUUGCUGAUGUACAGAUAGAGAGUUCUGGCAUUGUGCACCAAUCCUCUGUAAGUUUGGAUUCUGAAGAUAUCAAAGAAAAAUCAAACAAUGUUGCUACUGUUUUGACUUCUGUUCAAGAAAAUGCUCCCAUAAGUGAAGGUGAGAUGAAAUUGUCUGGGAUCUGUAACUCACCUGUACCAAAACAAGGCAGUUUCAGAGAACAACAAGAUGAUAUGCAGUUAAAUGACUUAUCUAUAAAGGAGAAGCAAGAGCUAAAUGAUAAUGGCCCUCCAGAAAAAUCAGGAGUACCAAUAAAUCCUGAGCCUCAGCCUGAACCUGUUUCUGUUGGUGUUAGUGAAUCACCAGUUAAGCCUGUGCCUGCACCAAUAAUGCCUGUAUCUUCUUUAGAACAUAAUGUUGAAAGCAAUGAAGAUGGUAUUUGUAAUAAAAUAAUUGCUUCUGGUAGUAUGAGAGCACCUGCCUCUGAUAGAAUGAGUGUGGUGGAUGAUGCCAGAGCCAUAAGCACUCCACAACUAUCCAAAGAUUCAGAGAAGGAAGAAGUCAAGGGCCAUGUUUCUGAUCAAGGCAACGAUUCCUCAAAUGGCUCUGAUUCUUUUAAACAAAGAAAAGUUCCCAGAAGCCCCAACAUUAUUGACAAGAAUUCUGACAUCGAACUUAAGUAUGGUAUUGUUGAUGCUUUAGAAGUUGCUCGACAAGUUGCUCAAGAAGUUGAUAGAAAAUAUGCCAGAUCUGUAAAGGAAGACGAGGACCAAGUUUCUGAUCAAGAUGAUGAUACCUCAAAUAGUUCUGACUCAUUCAAACAGGGCAAACGUUCCAGAAGCCCCAACAUUGUUGACAAGAAUUCUGACGUUGAACUUGAGUAUGGUAUUGUUGAUGCUUUACAAGUCGCUCGACAAGUUGCUCAGGAAGUUGAAAGAGAAAUCAAGAACUCUUCUUCAGAGAAAAUCUCAGAAGAUGGAAAUAGGCAAGCUGGCAGUCCGGAUUCUGUAGGGAAAAAUGAACUUUCUUGUCCCCUACCCGAGGAGGUGUCAUCCAGGCAAAGCAACUCUGCUGAGGCAUGUCCUGAGGAGAGGCAUAUGAGUGUUUCGGAUGGUAUUGUGGCUGAGCCAGAAUGCAUCCCUGAUUUGGAGUCCUCACAGUUGACUGAAGCAGCUCAAGACCCAGGAGGUAAUUCUGAGAAAAGCCUCUGUACCUUUGAUCUUAAUGAAGAAUAUGGUUCUGAUGAUAUGAAUGUUUCUGCAAAUACCAUAUCUACCACACCAAUACCUGUUGUCUCUGCUUCAAAACCUGCACAAACUUCAGGAUUGCCAACAGCCCCUUUACAGUUUGAAGGAACACUUGGAUGGAAAGGGUCAGCUGCUACCAGUGCCUUUCGUCCUGCAUCACCUCGUAAAAAUUCUGAUAGUCAGAAGAAUGUUUCUGCUGUUGUAAACUCUGAUAUUUCCAAACAGAGGCAGGAUUUUCUUGAUUUUGAUCUGAAUGUGGCUGGGGGUGAAGAAGAAUUGGUAAAACAAAUUGGUGAGUCUUCGGGCCUGCCUUCUGGGCAAUCAUCAGUGGAACAUAGUCCUAAAAGAUCAAGGAGGUUUGAAUUAGAUUUGAACAGUGCUGGUGAUGAUGGUGAUACCCAGCCUUCAGAUCAGAGGAUGGAGGGGCAGCUCUUUUCUGGAAGAAAUGGCUAUUGGAGUCCAUCACCUGCAUCGUCGUCAUCAUCAAUGCAGCCUUCAGUUCGAAACAUUGAUUUGAAUGACAGACCAUACUUUCAAACUGAUUUAGUGGACCAAGGGCCUACUAAAUCUUCUACAAGUAUUGAAGCAUAUGGACUUUCCAAACCAGAUGCUCCUGCUAUAUCUAUUUUAGGUGCCAAGGUUGAAGUUGGUAGAAGAGAACAUUUUCCUCAAAUGUGGUCUUUGCCAAAUGGCAAGGCUAUUGAGCCUGCAAUAGAUCUUACAAUGAUGCCAGGAGCAGGUGGUGUUUCAGGGAUGGGACCUGCAGUAUCCUUCAAUCAUUCAACUUUUAUGGGAUAUAAUGGACUGACAUCAGUUCCCCCUUUGUCUUUUUCGUCACCCAUGUAUGGAUCAGGCGGUACAAUUCCAUACAUGGUGGACUCAAGAGGAGCUCCAGUUGUGCCUCAAGUUGGUGGAUCUUCCUCAACCGUCCUGUCAUCUUACGCGCAGCCUCCAUAUAUUAUGAGUAUGACUGGUACACAACUUGCUUUAAAUGGUGUCCGACCUUCCCGUCCCAACUUUGAUCUUAACUCUGGCUUGUCGAUUGAUGGUGGGAAUAGAGAUGUGUUGACUGCAAGGCCAUUUUUCUCUCCUAGUCAGAGCAGAGCUAUGGAGGAACAUUUAAGGACCCUUCCACAAUCCUCAAGUUCAGGGGUUGGGUCGAAACGAAAAGAACCAGAUGGUAGCUGCUGGGAAACCUAUCCAUUUGGCUACAAACAUCAGCAACCUCCGUGGAAGUAGCUCUAAUAUAUGUUUUUGUCUCUUCUGAUCUGUUCAUAGAUAUAGCCUACCAAUUGAAGUUUAUAUUAUUACCUAAAAUGGUCCGGAAGAAUUCGCCAAUCCAUCGAAAUCCCUUGGCAAGAGGAGGAGAAUCAGAACCAAUAAACAGGUGGAGGGUGAUGGAUGUUUUAUGAUUCAUGAUAUUUAUUGGCAAAGGUUGAAAAUUAGGCUUUAUUUCUUCUGUUUUUCUUUUCUUGCAGUUUCAUAGAAAGCCAUUACAGGCACAGAAAGCUUGGCAUAUGUAGUUGUAAUCUCAUUUUCAUUUCAAAAAAAUUAUAGGCACAGUAUCAUGUUUAUCACUGUUAGUGGUACUUGAGUACAUGCUCACAAAUUUAGUUGAUUUUAGUGAGUUUUCAUUAUCAUAGCAAUAACAUGUAAAGAGAAAGCUUUUUGUUCAAAACUUUUCCGCUUAUAUAAGAUACAAGCUAACUUGAUACGAGUUGUCCUGGA
Molecule: messenger RNA, 4047 nt
Organism: Cicer arietinum (chickpea)
Lineage: Eukaryota; Viridiplantae; Streptophyta; Magnoliopsida; Fabales; Fabaceae
Source: RefSeq, a predicted model, not a curated record